ACUCGUCUGCGGCGUCAUCAGCCAAGUUGAGUGAGGACGCACGGGUUGUCGCGCCGUCGUCCUGUCAGGGAGACUCUCUGUCCACGUCAUCGUCCGCCUCCACCAUCACCCAGGAGUCGACGUUACGAGCCCGCCUCACGCCCGCCGAGGGCGAUCCACAGCGAGAUGGUGAGUCCCCCAGCUCUCCGGUCACUGACCCCCCGACGUCCGCGCUGAGCCACGACUCGAGCUUCGACGAGUACUACAACGCUCAGUCCCAGCUGCAGCAGACCUUCGAGUCUGCGCAGAACGGCGGCCGCGGCGUGUCCAAAAACAAGAGCGACACCAACCUGAUGGAGAUCUUCCUUCUCCCCCAGGACCACCAGCCCGGCAGCUUCCCCCGCAUGUUGCAGAACGGAUAUAUCGAGACGGAGGCUUCUGGGAUGGCGGUCAACGCCCGCACGGGGAGUGUCCGGCUGGGCAGGAACACGGGUGCCUAUGCUGACCACAACAGGCUGCAGGCCCCGAGGGCUGGUCAGUCUGCUUCUUCUUCUUCUUCUUCUCCUUCCGCUGCUGUCGUGAGUCCGCGGCUGGGCGGGAACCGCGUGAGUGUGUACGACAAUUUCGCGCCGGCGGACGGAAGCCGGUCAGCUCCUGUAUCCGGUGUUGUGGAGUCGGGUCAAGUCAGAGACCCCAGGGGCAAAGUGGACUACAGCAGAGGUUCACUCGCUUCGCCUUCUGCAAUCGGUUCUCAGAAAAACCGGAACGGUAAGAGUGUGAGUUUCGAUUCGGCUCCCUCGGCCUCGGAUAACAGACUUGGUCAAAUCACGGAAACGAACGCGAGCCCCGAGAGUCCCUCCUCCUCCUCAUCUUCUCCCUCCUCCUCGAUCCGCGAGACUUCUCAAUCAUUUCGUAACCAAAACGUCAGUUUCGAACCGUCACCCACAAGGACGUUAGAAGACUCGAAAUCAGGGGGAAAGAAUACGAACGUGACAACCGGUUCUGAAAUCAACCGGAUAACCGAAUCCAGCGAUACCGCCGCCUCUUCGGGAGAUAGCCCAAGAGGCGUGGUUCACAGCGCUAGUGUGGAUUCUUAUUUCACAGAAGGAGGAGAGGGGCGGGGAGGAGUAGCCCCCUCCGUCGUCCGCAGCCACACCGACAGCAACAACAGCAACAAUAGCAACAACGCGUGUAGCAGCGCGCUGCAGCAGGAGUACGCCGAGUUUGAUCAGAUCCUGCAGCAGCUCUACGACAACAUCGAGGACCUCAACCGCUGCAUGGGGUCAGGGGACAAAGCGAGGGUCGCCGCAAAAAGAUCCGCUGGCACAGCUUCCAGAGAUGUCACCGGCCCGACGUGACCAGCCGAGCCAUGCAGAUCAACAGCUUGACCAUUGGUCAGCUGGUCCGUCUGCAGAAACUGUCUCUGCUGAAACUGACCAGCAUCAUGGAGAAGUGUCUGCCCGUGAACAAGUCGGGAUGGAACUGGAUGAUGCCGCGCUUCAUGAAGAGACAUAAGACACCACGGACUUUGAAGGCAUCAACGCCUACAACGUGGCCGACAUGCUCAAGACCUACUUCCGAGACCUCCCGGAAUGUCUGCUCACCAGCAAACUGUCUGAGACAUUCCGCUCUAUCUACACGCACGUACCCUUGGACAAGCGGUUUGAGGCGAUCCAGGCGGCCAUCUUGUUGCUUCCGGACGAGAACAGAGAGGUCCUCCAGUCCCUCCUGCUGUUUCUCUGGGACAUCGCUACACACGAGUCGGAGCAUCAGAUGAACGCCAGCAACCUGGCCGUCUGCUUCACACCCACCGUGUUCAUGCUGGGCUCUCGCCAGGCGGCCACUCACAGCCCCAAGCGGAACCGCAAGAACUCGCCUGGCAUGCCAGACCCUCGGGAGAUCUUGGAGCAGAAGGCGGCGCAUGAGUGUCUCACCAUGAUGAUCCAGGACAGCAAGAAACUCUUCACUGUCCCUUUCAACCUGUUCCGCCAACUACAAGUCCACUCACUGGCACACAUGGAGCCCGCACCGCUGCAAGACUUGUGUGGGGACGACCCCGCCUCGGAAGUGAGAGCUUUUGGCCAGGAGAGGAUUCAGAUGGUGCUCAAGGAGGCCCACGACAAGAACAAGGGCUGGAUGCAGUGCUCUCCCAUUGCUGAUAUUGAAGUGAGUCAUCGCAAACCUCUGGAUGACUGCCCCCUCAAGGAAUGGAAGCUGGUGGUCGACAUUGAAGCCCCUCCCAUUGAGGUUUUGAGGAGGAUCAUGCACGAAAGGCAUGCGUGGGACGAGGACUUGUUGAGCUGGUCAGUGGUGGAAAGAAUGGACCCUCACUCGGACAUCUUCCAGUACGUCCUCAACAGCAUGGCACCACACCCCUCGCGGCACUACUGUGUGCUCAGAUACUGGCGUAGUGACCUGACCAAGGGGGCGUGUGCUCUGAUCACAAUGUCCGUGGAGCACGCCGACGCCAUGGAGGUACAGGGGGUGCGGGCGGUCGACCUGGGCUCCUACUUCCUCAUGGAACCCUGCGGGUCGGGCCGGUCACGGUUGACCUACAUCACGCGGGUGGACUCCAGGGGAAGAACACCAGAGUGGUACAGCAAGAUCUUUGGCCACAUCUCUGCCAACUUCCUGGAUAGACUUCGCGAGUCCUUCAAACAGGAAGCUACUAGCGGGCCCGAGACUAAAGUCUAAAGACCUCGUCAUCAGUAGCCACUGGUCGCUAAAGGAACUCUCCCAGCCUGGGCCUGAAGGCCGGUGUCAAAACCACAUAUUAUGAGGCUCCUGUUUGAACCACAUCAACUACAAACAAGUUUAUUUCCUGUGGUGUCUGCCACCCUGCCCAGUGAGUGUUGGAUGGGCCCUAACAGUGAUGGUGGUGGAGAGUGAGGAACCUUCUGAGUGAGAAGCCUAUUCAGAGAGAGAGAGACGAGGACAGAGUAGAGUACAUCAUUCCGCGAUCUCCGCGCGGACACCGUGAUACUAGGCCGGAGCCAGCUCGAGAAUAUUCACCACCAGUGUAUAUUCGCAGCUGGAGUAUAUUCACCAUGAUACAUUUGUACUCGCAGCUGGAGGAUAUUCACAAGAAUGUUUGAGUAGCCCCAUGGCUGUGGUGUGGGAAGAAGGCUCUCCAAGCACUGGUGCUCUGAGCAUGUGACUUGUUGUUGUGUUGUAGAGAAAGACAGAUCUUCUCUCCUUCCACGUGCAGAACAACAACCCGACCCUGUGGCCCGCUGACCAGUCGAGACCCGCUGACCAGUCAAGACCAUCACUCUUUUCUAAAACAAAGUGCCAUUACCACAACAACUUCUGCAA
This is a messenger RNA of Aplysia californica (California sea hare), 3294 nucleotides long. Its product is annotated as rho GTPase-activating protein 7. Gene Ontology annotation, molecular function: GTPase activator activity; lipid binding. Gene Ontology annotation, biological process: actin cytoskeleton organization; signal transduction; regulation of Rho protein signal transduction. NCBI's taxonomy places the organism in Eukaryota, Metazoa, Mollusca, Gastropoda, Aplysiida, Aplysiidae. The record is from RefSeq and is a predicted model, not a curated record.